Messenger RNA from Selaginella moellendorffii, 1050 nucleotides. RefSeq names its product uridine nucleosidase 1. The transcript has 9 exons. The record is from RefSeq and is a predicted model, not a curated record. The coding region runs from base 19 to 1023 and encodes 334 amino acids. Lineage: Eukaryota; Viridiplantae; Streptophyta; Lycopodiopsida; Selaginellales; Selaginellaceae. Gene Ontology annotation, molecular function: purine nucleosidase activity. Gene Ontology annotation, biological process: purine nucleoside catabolic process. Gene Ontology annotation, cellular component: cytosol.
UCUGAAAAGCGCAAUCAAAUGCCUGAGCGGUGCGACGAUGAAGGCAUUGCUUUUGGGCGAUCCAGGAAGACGAAGAUCAUUAUCGACGCCGAUCCAGGCAUCGAUGCAGCUAUGGCGAUCAUCAUGGCUCUUCGUUCCCCGGAAGUGGAAGUGAUUGGAAUCACAACCAUCUUUGGAAGCGCCCACACUCCCGAUGUGACAAGAAACGCUCUCCAUCUGCUUGAAGUGAUGGGAUCGACACAUGUACCAGUCGCGGAAGGAAAUAUCAAGCCUAUGGCAGGAGGAGUUCCAUACAUUCAAGACUUUGCAAAUGGCCUGGAUGGGCUUGGAAACAUUGCCACGGCAGAACCAGCCACGAAAAAAUCUGCGAUGAGUGCAUGCGACUUUCUCGUGGACACAGUCUCGAAGUAUCCAGGGGAGAUCACAAUUGUCGCACUUGGGCCGCUUACGAAUCUCUCCCAGGCGUUUCAAAAGGAGGAGUGUGUUGUGAAGCUGGUCGCUCGUGUAGUUGUGCUGGGAGGUUCCUUUUUCUCGAGUGGAAACGCGAAUCCAGCGUCAGAAGCCAAUGUAAUUUGUGAUCCAGAGGCUGCCGACAUGGUUUUCUCGUCCGGAGCUCGCAUCACCGUGAUUGGAAUCAACGUCAGCACUCAAGUCGUCUUGGAAGGGCGCGACUUGUCCAAGCUGAGUGACUCCUCAACGGAAUCUAAAAGGUCUCUGCACGAGAUGUGCAAACUCUACAGAGAAUGGCACAAGAAGUCGGAUCUCUUCGAUGGCAUAUAUGUUCAUGGCCCUACGUGUUUGGCUGCUCUGAUCGCACCAUCCUACUUUUCUUAUAAAUCCGGAGCGUUGCGGGUGGAAACUUUGGGAGUUUGUAGGGGAUACACACUGUUCGACAUGGGACUUAAGAAGUGGAACGGCCUGAAUCCGUGGGUUGGGAGGCCCCAUGUCGAUGUAGCCUGGACCGUGGACGCAUCAAAAGUUCUCGAGCUUGUCCUAGAGAGACUGAUCCAUACAGAUACUUGAAAUAAAAUCAUUCGCGAAUUAACUGUU